CUCUCUCUCUCUCUCUCUCUCUCUCUCCGGCGACAAUGUCCGGACGCGGCCGAGGCCGGCAUCAUUCCGACGCUCGCUCUAACCCCUCGCACGGCGGAGGCGGCAGGGGACGCGGCAGAGGAGGUUCCAGCGGCGGAGCAAGUUCAGGCGCCGUUGCUUCGGCACCGCCUCAAAAUCCUACUCCUUAUCCUCCGCCACCGGCGUCAUCAAGUUCGACUCCGGCGGCUUCUUCGCUGAGUAGCGACAUGGAGCAGAAGUUGACACUGGUGUCGUCAACUACGAAUACGUCGGCGGCCGUGGCUGUUGUGCCGCCGUCGUCGUCGAAGGCGGUGAAGCCUCCGCCGCAGAGGCCGGGGUUCGGGACGGCCGGGAAGAAAAUUCAGGUCAGGGCCAACCACUUCCUGGUGCAGGUUGCAGAGAGAGACCUCCACCACUACGAUGUAAGCAUUAGCCCAGAAGUGACAUCGAAAAAGAUUCACAGGGAUGUGAUAAACCAGUUGGUUCAUUUGUAUUCCGAGACGCAUUUAGGGAAGAGGAUUCCGGCUUAUGAUGGCAUGAAGAGCCUCUAUACCGGAGGUCCAUUGCCGUUUUCUUCCAAGGAGUUUGUUGUUAAAUUGGUUCCAAAGGAUACAGGCUCAUCAAGUUCGAAUAGUCUCAAAAAGGAUCGAGAGUUUAGGGUGGUACUCACUUUGGUCAACAAGCCAGACCUUUAUCAACUGCAACAGUUUUUGCGCAGCCGGAGUGUUGAAAUGCCUCAAAAGGCUAUACAAGUCCUUGAUGUUGCUCUGAGAGCUACACCAUCAGAGAAGUACACUGUUAUCGAGAGGUCAUUUUUCUCCCCUGAGCUUGGUGAAAAGGGCAGUCUAGGUGAAGGUUUGGAAUACUGGAAAGGGUUUUACCAAAGCUUACGCCCAACACAGCUAGGACUUUCUUUUAAUAUUGAUGUGUCAGCCCGAUCUUUCUUCGAACCCAUUUUGGUGAAUGAGUUUCUCGCUAGGUAUUUUAACUAUACUGAUCGUUCCAGGCCUUUGCCUGAUCGUGAUUGUAUGAAGGUGAAAAGAUCAUUGAAGCGGAUCAAAGUAGAAGUUAUUUUAAUGGACUGGACCAAAAACAAAGAAGUUAAGAGAACUUACACAAUCAAUGGACUAUCUGCAGAACCCUUGGGUCAGUUAAAAUUUACCUGUGAAGGUGAGGACACAUCAGUUGUUCAAUAUUAUCGUAAGAAGUACAACAUUGAUCUCAAAUAUGGAGCUUGGCCUGCCAUUCAAGCUGGCAAUGAUUCAAAAUCUAUAUACUUGCCUAUGGAGCUUUGCAAAAUUGUUGCUGGGCAGAGAUACACAAAGAAACUGAAUCAAAGACAAGUCACUAACCUACUAAGAGCAACAUGUCAACGUCCUCGGAACAGGCAAAAUGAUAUAAUAGAGAUGAAUAGGAAGAAAACCAACAAUAGAGAUGAUAAAGAAUUUCUUAUAAGAAAGGAAUUUGGAUUACAAGUGAGAGAGGAAAUGACAUUGGUUAAUGCACGAGUUUUACCACCUCCUUUGCUCAAAUACCAUGACAGUGGACGUGAAACAAGUGUUUAUCCCCAGAUGGGGCAGUGGAACAUGACGAACAAGAAAAUGGUCAAUGGUGCAAGAUUGCAAUUUUGGGCAUUUGUCAAUUUCUCCAGACUAUCCCAUGAUGUUACUUUCCAAUUUCUUGACUCCUUGGUCAAUGUGUGUAAUAGUAAGGGGAUGGAAUUUUCCCCCCAACCCUUGCUUCCAGUACAGUCAUCUCAUCCUGGACAAAUUGAGAAGGUACUCAGGGAUAUUCACAAGAUGUCUGCUCAGAAGAGAAAGCAACUUCAGUUAUUAAUUGUCAUUUUGCCUGAUUUCGGCGAUUCAUCUUAUGGGAAGAUUAAACGAACCUGUGAAACCGAAUUAGGAAUUGUGUCUCAGUGUUGUGAACCCAAGAAAGUACAAAAGCUCAACUCACAAUAUCUGGAAAAUCUUGCACUUAAGAUCAAUGUGAAGGCAGGUGGACGAAACACUGUUUUGAAUGAUGCAAUUUGCAAAAAGAUGCCUGUUGUGACCGAUCGCCUCCCUACAAUUAUCUUUGGAGCAGAUGUUACUCAUGCAGCAGCCGGGGAUGACAGUAGUCCAUCAGUAGCAGCAGUCGUGGCCUCAACAGAUUGGCCAGAGGUCACAAACUAUAGAGCAAUUGUCUCAGCGCAGCCCCGUGAUGAAAUAAUCAAAGAUCUUUAUAAAUUGCACAAAUCUGAGAAGGGGGGUUUGGUUCACGGAGGAAUGAUAAGGGAACUUUUCUUUGCAUUCUACAAACAAAAGAGAUUAAAGCCGUCGAGAAUUAUAUUUUACAGGGACGGGGUGGGUGAAAGCCAAUUCAGCCAAGUUUUGCUACAUGAGAUUGAUGCUAUAAGAAAGGCUUGUGCUUCUUUGGAGGACGGAUACAUGCCACCAAUUACGUUUGUGGUGGUACAGAAAAGGCAUCACACUCGCCUGUUCCCUGCUGAUCAUAACAAUCGUGGUCUGAUGGAUAGGAGUGGAAAUAUCCAACCAGGUACUGUUGUCGACACUGAGAUUUGCCACCCUACUGAAUUUGACUUUUAUCUCAAUAGUCACGCCGGAAUCCAGGGAACAAGCCGGCCAGCACACUACCAUGUGUUGUUAGAUGAAAACAGAUUCACUGGCGAUGGUUUGCAAGUUUUAACAAACAAUUUAUGCUAUACGUAUGCAAGGUGUACACGAUCGGUCUCAAUAGUGCCUCCCGCGUACUAUGCUCACUUGGUAGCUUUUCGAGCACGGCAUUACAUUGACAGUGACUCAUCGGAUGCUGGUUCUAUAACUGGCGGGGGUGCACAUGUUAUCCGAGCCCUUCCGGAGAUCAAAGAAAAUGUGAAAGAUGUCAUGUUUUAUUGCUGAUCGAUAAUAAUUGCUACUAAU
This is a messenger RNA of Argentina anserina (silverweed cinquefoil), 2939 nucleotides long. Its product is annotated as protein argonaute 5-like. The transcript has 22 exons. NCBI's taxonomy places the organism in Eukaryota, Viridiplantae, Streptophyta, Magnoliopsida, Rosales, Rosaceae. Gene Ontology annotation, biological process: regulatory ncRNA-mediated post-transcriptional gene silencing. Gene Ontology annotation, molecular function: protein binding; RNA binding; RNA endonuclease activity. Bases 36 to 2918 code for a protein of 960 amino acids. The record is from RefSeq and is a predicted model, not a curated record. Gene Ontology annotation, cellular component: cytoplasm.